This is a messenger RNA of Chrysochloris asiatica (Cape golden mole), 477 nucleotides long. Its product is annotated as golgi-associated plant pathogenesis-related protein 1-like. The record is from RefSeq and is a predicted model, not a curated record. The coding region runs from base 1 to 477 and encodes 158 amino acids. The transcript has 2 exons. Lineage: Eukaryota; Metazoa; Chordata; Mammalia; Afrosoricida; Chrysochloridae. Gene Ontology annotation, cellular component: extracellular region.
AUGGGCAAAUCAGCUUACAAACAGUUCAACAAUGAGGUCCUGAAGGCCCACAAUGAGUACCGGCAGAAGCACGGGGUCUCCUCACUAAAACUCUGCAAGAAGCUCAAUCGGGAGGCUCAAAAGUAUUCCGAGGCCCUGGCCAGCACAAGGAUCCUCAAGCACAGCUCGGAGGCCAGUCGAAACCAGUGUGGGGAGAACCUGGCUUGGGCAUCCUACAACCAGCCAGGGAAGGAAGUGGCUGAUAGGUGGUACAAUGAAAUCAAGAGCUACAACUUCCAGCAGCCAGGCUUCACCUCAGGGACAGGACACUUCACAGCCAUGGUAUGGAAAAAUACAAAGAAGAUGGGAGUGGGAAAGGCAUCUGCAAGUGACGGGUCCUCAUUUGUGGUGGCCAGAUACUUCCCUGCAGGAAAUAGAAUCCGUCCUGAACCAGGCACAAAUAUGGAUCUUUUCCAAAUUCUUAGCAUAGACGACUGA